This is a messenger RNA of Mugil cephalus (flathead mullet), 3558 nucleotides long. RefSeq names its product procollagen-lysine, 2-oxoglutarate 5-dioxygenase 2 (gene plod2). Gene Ontology annotation, molecular function: procollagen-lysine 5-dioxygenase activity; L-ascorbic acid binding; iron ion binding. The record is from RefSeq and is a predicted model, not a curated record. Gene Ontology annotation, biological process: peptidyl-lysine hydroxylation. NCBI's taxonomy places the organism in Eukaryota, Metazoa, Chordata, Actinopteri, Mugiliformes, Mugilidae. The transcript is spliced from 20 exons. Gene Ontology annotation, cellular component: endoplasmic reticulum. Bases 385 to 2655 code for a protein of 756 amino acids.
UGCUUAGUAACACUUUCGCGCAGGACGUUCCUGUGCCAGGGGUGAACUCCGUUAUCUCUCCUCCUACACACAGGGUGUAUCUCCUUAUAGGCUUCAACGGGAACUCAAGUAGCUGUAGCUGCAAUUAAGGAGCCACGCCUGUUGCGCUUUAAUUUCACUGAAUUAUUUUAACAACCGCUCCCUGGAGCUAAAAGAGCAGCCUUAAGAGGGGCACAGAUCUCUCCCUUCUCUCUGUAUAUAUUUUAUUAUUUUUUUUUAUUUCAAUUAUUUUAUUAUCGCGAGAGCCAACAGUACCACCCCCCUUGACCACGGCUCUCUGUCUGGGAGUUAAUAGCUCCAUUCGGUCACCCAGCACUCUGUCCGGGAACACGCACUUGAACAGCAAUGGAGUACCUCAAGUUUUGUUUAGUGUUUUCAUGCUGGAUCAAGUUUGUAAAUUCUGUGUUCUCUACUGAUGCACCUCAACCUCACGCGCCCAUUCCUAACGAGAAAUUGCUCGUCUUAACUGUCGCGACAGAAGAAACAGAUGGCUUUCUUCGCUUCAUGCAGUCUGCUAACUACUUCAGCUACACUGUGAAGGUGUUGGGAAUGGGAGAAGCAUGGAAAGGUGGUGACGUGGGUCGAUCUAUUGGCGGUGGGCAAAAAGUCAAACUACUGAAGGAGGCCAUGGAGGCUCUGGCUGACCAGGAGGAUCUUGUUGUCCUGUCUGUGGAUAGCUAUGAUCUUAUCUUCGCUGGGGGACCAGAAGAGAUUCUGAAGAAGUUCCAACAGGCCAAUCACAAAGUACUUUUUGCUGCAGAGGGACUGAUAUGGCCUGACAAGCGACUAGCUGACAAGUACCCCUUAGUCCGCAGUGGCAAGCGCUACCUCAACUCUGGAGGUAUAAUUGGCUAUGCCCCGUACAUAAACAGGAUAGUUUCACAAUGGAACCUCCACGACAAUGAUGACGACCAGCUCUUCUACACGAAGAUAUUCUUGGACCCGCUACAACGAGAAACUCUCAAUAUGACUUUGGACCACAAGUGCCAGAUUUUCCAGAAUCUGAAUGGGGCUGUUGAUGAGGUGCUUCUCAAGUUUGGAACGGACCGAGUACGAGUUAGAAACACAGUGUACGACUCUCUGCCCGUGGUCGUUCAUGGCAAUGGAAACACUAAAAUGUACUUGAACUACCUGGGGAACUAUGUCCCCAAUGCAUGGAACUAUGAACAUGGCUGUAGCCACUGUGAUGACGAUCUUGUGGACUUGUCUCAGUUGCAAGAAUAUCCAAAUGUAUUGGUUGGAGUAUUCAUUGAGCAGCCAACGCCAUUCCUUCCUGAAUUCUUCCACCGAUUGCUGACCCUGGAUUAUCCCAAGGAUAAACUCAAAGUUUUUGUCCACAACAACGAGGUUUACCACGAGAAGCACAUCCAGAAGUUCUGGGAAGAGAACAGGAAUGUGUUCAACAGUUUCAAGGUUGUGGGACCAGAAGAAAACUUGAGCCAAGGAGAAGCCAGAAACAUGGGCAUGGAUCUUUGCCGCACAGAUGCCACAUGCGACUACUACUUCAGCAUAGAUUCAGACGUCAUGCUCACCAACAGACAGACGGUGAAGCUUCUCAUUGAGCAGAACAGAAAAAUAAUUGGUCCCCUUGUCACUCGCCACGGCAAGCUGUGGUCCAACUUCUGGGGAGCCUUGAGUCUGGAUGGUUAUUACGCUCGCUCGGAAGAUUAUGUUGACAUUGUGCAGAGAAAACGCGUGGGUGUGUGGAACAUUCCUUACAUGGCACAUGUAUAUCUUGUCAAGGGAAGUGUCUUGAGGAAUGAGCUGAAAGAAAGGAACUACUUUGUUCUGGAGAAACUGGACCCAGACAUGGCUUUGUGUAGAAAUUCCAGAGAAAUGACCAGUCACAGAGAAAAAGACUCCCCUUCUCCGGAAUCAUUCCAUAUGCUCAGGCCCCCAAAGGGAGUGUUCAUGUACAUAACCAACCGUCACGACUUUGGGAGACUCAUUUCCACGGCCAAUUAUAACAUUUCUCAUUACAACAACGACUUGUGGCAGAUAUUUGAAAACCCUGCGGACUGGAGGGAGAAGUACAUUCACCAAAACUACACUCGAAUUUUCACUGAGAACUUCUUGGAAGAGCCUUGUCCAGAUGUGUUCUGGUUCCCAGUCUUUUCGGAGAAGGCUUGUGAUGAGAUAGUAGAGGAGAUGGAGCACUAUGGGGUAUGGUCCGGAGGCAAACAUGAGGACAAGCGGAUUACUGGAGGUUACGAAACCGUGCCGACAGACGACAUUCACAUGAAACAGAUUGGGUUCGAUAAGGAGUGGUUGCACUUCAUCCGGGAGUUCAUAUCGCCCGUCACAUUAAAAGUUUUCUCUGGCUACUACACGAAGGGCUACGCCAUAAUGAACUUUGUUGUAAAGUACACACCUGGGAGGCAGGCUUACUUGAGGCCCCACCAUGACUCCUCCACCUUCACCAUCAACAUCGCCCUCAAUAACAAAGACCUUGACUUCCAGGGUGGAGGUUGUCGUUUCCAUAGGUACAAUUGCUCCAUAGAGUCCCCAAGGAAAGGAUGGAGCUUCAUGCACCCAGGACGACUGACUCAUCUCCACGAAGGCCUCCCCACCACCAAUGGCACCCGCUACAUCGCAGUGUCCUUCAUCGAUCCUUGAACUAUCUGACUAUAAUGUAAAAUUGUCUUUUGACUGUGCUUCGCUUUUUUUUCUCCUGCAAAUUGUUUAUUUGAUUUUGUCAUUUGAAGUUUUGUGCACCAGAUUUAUUUUGCUGAUGCAAUUCUUUUUUUGUUUGUUUGUUUUUUAAAGCAAAUGCUUUAAAAAGAUUGCAUAUAAAAGAAUCUCUGUCAAACAGAGUGUAUAGCGGAAAGGGAAGUGACAAGAGUAAUCCACUUAGAUAGAUACACAGAUUUGAAAGACAAAUGUUGGCAGAGUAGUGCAAAACUCUUAAAUUUGUUUUUGAGAAAUAUCUGUACUGUAGGUUGUCAUGAUCUUCAUUGUUCUGAUUCAGUGCUGUCAUGGUAACCGUUUCACAUACGCACUGGUAGCCUUGCUAGCAAUUAGCUGGGUCUGUCCAGAUGUUUUGACGGCUUUCGUGUAUCUAUUUGUGUUUCAGGUAAAAUGUCACUGAAUGCAUUUAUGCAAUGUUUAAAAAAAAAGAAGAAAGAAAUGACUACUGGUGCUUUUCAACCUUCCAUAUUUCUGAAAGAUUCCCUUCAUAUAUGCUCUGUAAGUUAAGGUGUUUGUCCACCCUGAACCAGGCAUUUUUAUUAAGGUUUGUUUUUGUGCCCAGUUAGAAAGAAAACUAUUUUUGUAACUGCACAAGAGAAAGACAAGGCAGCAGAAUUCAGCUUGAAUUCUGUUUGAUUGAAGUUCGCGUAUUACCUUUUACUUGAAAGCUUUUCCUCAUUUUCUUUCUUUUUUUUCAUCAGAAACCUUCAGCUUUCAUUUGCUCUGCAGUAUUUUUCUAUCCGACUGAUGCGUGUGACUGGAUUUUGAAUCUCACCAAAUAAAGUUGUUUAACUUAUUGACAAAAUUUAUAAAAGUCUCUAUUAAAAGCUA